This is a messenger RNA of Andrographis paniculata, 1593 nucleotides long. RefSeq names its product FHA domain-containing protein FHA2-like. Gene Ontology annotation, cellular component: nucleus. Gene Ontology annotation, molecular function: sequence-specific DNA binding; protein binding. Bases 179 to 1204 code for a protein of 341 amino acids. The record is from RefSeq and is a predicted model, not a curated record. Gene Ontology annotation, biological process: regulation of ribosomal protein gene transcription by RNA polymerase II. The transcript is spliced from 3 exons. NCBI's taxonomy places the organism in Eukaryota, Viridiplantae, Streptophyta, Magnoliopsida, Lamiales, Acanthaceae.
UAGACCAGACCAAUCUUGAUUAUAAAUUUUGCAAGAAAGAUAUAAUUUUUCACCAUUGGCCGCCUGGGCACCGACCCACUGACACAUUGCAGGCAGGCAGGCAGGCAAUAAGGGAAUUGGGACUCUGGUUGAAUCAAUCAAAGCCCUAAAUUAUUUAAUUUCUCAAAAUUGCGCGACAAUGGCGAGCAGCGAUGUGGAGGCUGGAUUCGCCAAGCUUCAAGGCGAAGACUUCGAGUACUACAUGCAAACAUACUCUAUAAUCCUCGGCCGCAACUCCAAGAAAUCAACCGUCGACGUCGACCUCGCCUCCCUCGGCGGCGGGAUGAACAUCAGCCGCCACCACGCCCGCAUAUUCUACGACUUCCAGCGCCGCCGUUUCGCCCUCGAGGUUUUGGGCAAAAACGGCUGCUCCGUCGAGGGGGUGCUCCACCUCCCGGGAAACCCUCCCGUCAAGCUGGAUUCGCAGGAUCUCUUGCAAAUCGGGGACAAGGAAUUUUACUUUCUGUUGCCCAUCAGGAGCAUUCUCGGUGGACUGAUCGGACCGAGGCAUCACGUGAGCAAUUACCAGAUUGGCCCCGCGCAUCAUUUCCGCGCAAUUCAGAACCAACACCGUCACCACCACCAUCAUCAUCAUCUAGGCCUGCCUCCGCCGCCCGCGGCUGGAGGAGUAAAUUAUGGGAAGAAGGGGAGAGUGAGGGCGGAGUAUUACGAGGAGGAGGAGGAGGGGGGAGUGGAGGAUGGUUUGUCUGGAGGGAAGAGGGUAAGAAUGGUUGAGGGUGUAGCCUCUGGGCACUUGGGGGAUGAUAAAGAGGGCAAUGGAAGACCAAAUGUGGAUCGGGACGCUGACAACCAGCAGCUACUUAGUUUAGAAGAGAAGGAGGUUGUAUCUACGGUGGCUACAGUGUUGUCUGAUUUGUGCGGUCCUGGAGAAUGGAUGCCGAUGGAUAAACUUCAUUCUGAGCAGAUGGUGGAACAAUUUGGGAAUGUGUGGCAUCACAGCCGGGUGAGGAGAUACCUGACGUGCGAGCAGGAGGAGGAGUAUCCAGCAGCAGGCUCAGAAGCUGCAGCUGCUGCUGCUAAGGAGAAGCCCUGGCUGGGAUUGAUGAUGCUGGUGCGCAAGUACCCGGAGCACUUUGUGAUCAACACAAGAUCCAAGGGGCGGCACACUCAGGAGUUUGUGUCUCUUGUCUCGCUGCUCUCCUGACCGACCCUAAUCAAUCUUCCUGAGUUCCAUUAUUCUCUCGCUCAUUCAGGUUUGCAGCAGCCAUCUCCUACUAGUAUUCUGGUAAUGUAAAUCUGAUGACAUCUAUCCAUCUAUCGAUCGAUCUCUUUGUGUAUGCUUGUCUGCUCUGACCUGACUUGAUUGGAUUCGGUUCGACUCGACUCGACUGUAAAUUAGAGAGAGGCUAGAGCGUGGUUUCGAUGGGGAACUCAACUAACCAAGGGCAACGGAUCUUGUUUUGUUUCUAGGCAUAGUCAGUCUGGAAUGGAACUAUGGAAGAAAGCCUUACUUGCAAUUAAAUGGUUCGUUGUUUACAUUAAAUAUAUACAUAGGGUUUGUUUAUAAACUAAUUCGUUGUUUACGCUAUCUAA